AUCAAUAUGGCUUCUGGGUUAUUGUCGUCCAAAAGUAGAUGUGGUUUUGAUUCAGACUGGAACGACGUUUCUGCCUCAAUUGAUUUAUUUCUUGUGGAGCAUGAACGAAAAUUGGACGAAGGACGACUAAGGUUUAUAACAAAAAGUCAUUGGAUAUCUGAUAAAGAAAGAAAACAAUGUGCAAAUAAAUUGUGCAAGGUAAAUUUUUCACUGACGGAGAGGAAACAUCAUUGUCGCAGAUGUGGGGAAAUAUUUUGUCAUAAAUGUACGUCGUUCACUCAAAGAUUGUCCUUGCUUGCUCAAAGAGAUCCUGACGGAAUUCUUUACAAGGUUUGUAUUUUGUGCUUCAAUAGAGAGGGACAAUUGUUUGGUAAGACUCGAUCACGUAUGAAAGAAUUCCAAGAGUCCCGUUCACAAACAUUGCAGAAAGGUCGUGACGCAACUGAUUUUGUAGAUUGUGAUAUAACCUCGACAAUAUCUCAUAGAUUAGCCAGGUUAACAUGUAAAUAUCAAGAACACGUGACUGAGGAAAAACCAAGUAUGGUGGAUCUUGUGACUGUACCAUUGUGGCAAAUACCAAAGAAUGGCUUGAAAAACUUACGAUAUUGCUACCUUUGUACAAAGAAAUUCAACUUUUUACGCCCUGCUCAUCAUUGCAGAAUUUGUGGCGAAGCUGUAUGUCUGGAAUGUUCAAGUGAGGAACUUCUGCUGUAUUGUGAUGCAAUCUCAGGUAUUUCUUGUUGGGCUAUACUUGAUGUUGCGGGCUGUCCACCUGAACCUCCUGAAACACGAGAGUGCUUGCGGUUAUGUGCGAGUUGUCACAGUCAUGCAGUUCAUAUUCAAGUUCAAAAUAUGAUCAAAGAACGCCAGGAUAAUGAAGGAACUGUACUCAAGAAUGUUCAAAAAUAUUAUGAUCAACUCAUGAAGUUAAAACUCAAAAUCAAUGAAGUUUUGACCAAAUAUCAAGAGUUAGUCAACGCAAUUGAACAUGAAAGAGAUUUGACAAAUAUUAUUCCAAAAGGAGGAAGCACUACCAAAAUACUUGCAAAAUAUAAUUCUGAUACAUCAGACCUUUUCACUCAGUUUGCUAUUGACAUGCAGGGUUUUAAGAAAGUGAAGCCAAAAACAACCUCCCAGUUACAGCUUGUUUCAUCCAUCAUCAAUGCCAUGUAUGGAUAUUACUCGAAGAAUUUUUACACAUUUCGUGAUUUACAACGGUCUCUUGAAACUACUCUGGGAUACCGAGCAUUGGAAAGUGUACAAUUUAUUGUUGAUUAUCAGACAAUCAAUUGUACUUUUCUUGCUUUAAAACAACUUGGUUUAGAAUGCCUCGAAUUGUCUCAGAAAUACAACAUUGAUUCUCAUAUGGUGUCGCUACUAGCUCUCUGUGAAGAUGUUUGUAAACGUGAUUUACAAGAGGCAGUGAAAUCGUCUGGUGAAGAUUGGAAUAAACACGAAGAAAGCACGCGACAAUUUGUAAAACUCCAACUCAAAGAGAAGAAAUUGCUAAUUUGUUUGAAAAAGACAAAGAGUACGGAAAUGGAAAAACUGGUAUUACAGAAGUGUGAUUUAUUUCUCCUGAAAGUUGAAAGACAAUUGAAUGCUAAGGCCAGAGUCAAUAAAUUUACACGUACGAAGGAAUCUUUGCAAACGACAAAAGUUCAAAUUGAAGAACUUUCCUCAAAGAUGGAAAAAUAACGUUUAAAUGGGCAUGCAGUCAUUGAAAAUAAAC
Molecule: messenger RNA, 1732 nt
Organism: Dendronephthya gigantea
Lineage: Eukaryota; Metazoa; Cnidaria; Anthozoa; Malacalcyonacea; Nephtheidae
Product: vacuolar segregation protein PEP7-like
Exons: 5
Coding region: 7-1698 (563 amino acids)
Molecular function (GO): metal ion binding
Source: RefSeq, a predicted model, not a curated record